Molecule: messenger RNA, 423 nt
Organism: Triticum turgidum subsp. durum (durum wheat)
Lineage: Eukaryota; Viridiplantae; Streptophyta; Magnoliopsida; Poales; Poaceae
Source: the annotation of a GenBank genome assembly
AUGGGACAGAUCCAGUGGAAGCUGCCGGUGGUCGCCUCUUUGGAGGCGUCGAGGACUACCGCAUCCUCGAUUGUCUAUUCUUUUGAUCUCUGUUCACGCAGCAGAACUGGUAGGGGGACAUCCUCAACUGCGACGAGGAGAACAGCAAGAUCGAACGCAAGGUUCUUGAUCCACACUUUUCGCCACAACCUGGAGUGGAGGUUGGUUGAAAACAUGACUGUUUGUGGUUCCAUUGCAGAGAAACAGGCACAAAUUUUUACAGAGGAGUGCAAGCCUUUUCCUGAAGAUGUCCAAAUACAAUCAAUUUACCCCUGUGCAAGUGCAUCCAAUUUGAUGCUUUUGUCUUACAAGGUGCAGAUUUCUAGCAACCAUAUAAUUACGAAAUGGUCUGAUAUAGCAGAACUAGAGUUGAAGCUCUCUUGA